This is a messenger RNA of Diplodia corticola, 1206 nucleotides long. RefSeq lists its product as uncharacterized. The transcript has 3 exons. Bases 1 to 1206 code for a protein of 401 amino acids. NCBI's taxonomy places the organism in Eukaryota, Fungi, Ascomycota, Dothideomycetes, Botryosphaeriales, Botryosphaeriaceae. The record is from RefSeq and is a predicted model, not a curated record.
AUGGCUCCUGUGGUCACUCUACCUUUCUUUGGCUCUUUGGACAGGAUUCGCUUUGAUGUGGCUCUUCUUCCCCUCUCCCAUGCCCGAGGACGACUACGUCACCCUCCCCUCCAGACAGAUCAACCAACACAAGGAACUGAUCCAACCGCCCGCUUCUUCCCUCCCACCUCCCCCUCCUCCUCCAGCGCCAGCAGUAGUACACCAAGAGACCACCACCACCCCCCGGCCAACUUCGCCCUCACCUUCCGCAUCGACUCCACCCGCCAAUACCUCAUCAUCAACGACCAGCAGCCCAUCUCCAUCCGCAACACCGACCCCAGCCGCCGCUUCUCCUCGCCCAUCUCCAUCGCCGACGUCCCCGUCGGCGACCCCGCGCCGGCGCCGCCCUCAGCAGCACCGGCCCGUUCUGCAAUAUUGACGUCGUUCCUCCGGACCUUCCCCUUCCCGCCCUGGUUCCUCCCCGCCGACGCCACCCUCCUCGCGUGGUCGCUCCGGCCCGCAUCCGCAACAGCCGGAACCACGACCGCGACCAUCAAGCUCCGCGCGUCCUGGAGCGCCGCCACGGACCCCGACGGCUUCGGCGGGCCGAUGGAGAUUUGGCCGGAUGGUGAGAGUUGGUACGGUACUGGCGGUACUGGUAAUGGUGGUGAAGCCGUCGUCAAUGGCGUCAAUGAUGAUCAUCAUGUUGAUGGAUCAGGAGGAGGAGCAGGUGGAUCAGGAUCAGGAGCAGCAAGUGCGGGUCCGCCCCGCGGCGUGCGCCCCCUGCUCACGGUGACGCUGGUGCGCAGCCAGAUCCCCGGCAACGACCUCAUCGUGGGCGCGCCGCCGCUGAGCGUCAGUCCGUCGGCGACGCUGGCGGCGAGGCGGGCGGCGCUGCCGUGGGUGUUUCCGGCGUGGGUGGUGGGGGCGAGGGUUGUGGGGUGGUGGUGCGGUGGGCGAGGUGGAGGUGCAGGUGGUAGUGGAGGAGGAGGAGUGGGUUUGGCGGCGGCGAUGGUCGUCGUGGCUGUCGUGGUGGUGGUGCUUUGGUCGGCUCGACGACGGGCGUUGAUCGCGGAUCAAGGGGUCGGGAAAGCGGGUGGUGGUGCGGGCAGGAGGGAUUGGCGCGGGAGGAGCGGGGAGGGCAGGAUGCGGAGCAAAAAUCAGUCGGUGGAUCUGUCGGCAAAUGGGGGUGGGGGAUGGCUAGGGGAGGAGCGGAGUGGGUGGUGA